AUGGACUACGAAUCGGCCGCCCAGUUGAACGACGACGCUGUCGCUCAACUGCUUGCUCAAUUCAACAAUGCUGCACCGACUACUGAACCUCAAGCUCCUCCCCAGGAAGAGGACUCCUUAUCCGAAUAUGCAUUGGCCCAACAGGCUUUGGCUUCACACGCUCUUGUCGGAAGUGCCUCAGCAGAGAAUAGUCGGGUCGAAGAUCCGGUCGAGAACGACUUACCCCAAGACGUGACCGAGAGCGCCUCAGUAAUGGAAAUCACCGAGACCGAUGACACCGUGCGACCAACUACUGGCCGAGCAGCUACAGCUGAAACAAUUGACCACGUACCUCGGACCUCGCAGUUGCCUCAGAUCGAAGUCCCUGCUCUCAGCGACAGCAACGAAUACGAGUUUCUUCCUGGACACUUUGAAGUUCGCUGCGUGAUCAGUGAAACAGACUCUGUAAAUGAGAUCUACAAAGUCAAGCUACGGAGCAGAGAGGUCGAGACGGUCUCGUCUACUCAACUCGAAUCCCUCAGCAACGGACAAGAAGCCUUGAUUCAUUUCCAACUUGGUGGACCGCGCAGUUUAACCCCAUCCACGGAAGACGACUCCUCAUCUGACCUGCAACCUCGGAGAAGGGUCCGCCGCUUAACUCGACCUAAGUACACCGAAUUUCUAUCUACCGAAGACGAUUCCUCUUCUGACGCGAAGCCUCGAGGAAGGGGCCGCCGCUCGACUCGGCUUAAACAGACCACAUUUACAGGCUACUUUGAGGACGGCAGUGACAGGAUGAGUCGCUCCCGUGAUUCGAGCGAUGAUAUUAUCGCAUCUUCGAGGAGAACCGGCAAGCAGCGUCGAUUGGGAAGAGGCCGCCGUGCUAUAGAUUUGGAAGGCUCGGAUGUCGACAGUGAUUUUGUCUCUGCCAAGGGAACUCGGUUUUCAACCCGAUCGCGCAAGAGCGCGCGGGCGAAUCUUCGUGAUCGAUUCGAAGAUGACAUUUCCGAGCAUGAAGGAAGCUCGAGAAAACAGAAAUUCUUCGGUGCCAGGGAAGCCUUCUAUGCGAUUCCAUCGGAUGACCCUUUCCGGCUCAAACAUCGGGACUCAUGCGACGCUUGCCGUGAGACUGAAGAUGACCAAGCCAAAGGCCCUCUCGUAUUUUGCCAAGGAUGCACCAGUGCCUACCACCAAUCUUGUCUCGGUCCCAGGGCAACACGGGAGCAUCUAGUCACCAAGGUGUCGGAGACUCUCUUUCUCCUGCAAUGUCGCCGCUGUCUGGGCGUGGCUCGUUCAAAAGAUUCUAUCAAUCCUCACCUUGGCUGCUGUACCUCGUGCGAUGGUAAGGGGAAAAUGGCCGAGCCAUUGAGGGAGCGCUUAUCGCCCAAGCAGGAGCAGCAGCUUCGCCAGCAGAAUGAUGGGACAGAUCCAGUUACUCCUGUGGAUGAAGCCCGCGUGAACAACGUUGAUAACGUACUCUUUCGCUGCAUAUCUUGCCAGCGGGCAUUUCACUUCGAACACCUUCUGUCGUCGUCCGACGAAAUGUGUCAGGACUGUGUUUCGGUCCCGGGGGAGAUCGGUGCCAUGGUCGCUUGGAGGCCAAAGGAUCCAAAGAGUCUCUUACCAGGUUACACGGCAAGUGUCCUGGAGGAAUCGGAUAAGGAUUACCUGAUCAAAUGGAAAAGUCAGCCCUAUAGUCAGUCCACCUGGAUGGAUGGGACCUGGGUCUGGGGCGUCGCGAGUCACACUAUGCGUCGUGCAUUCCUUAAAUCCGACAAAAAUUUGACCCCUCACAUGACAGUCGAGGAGGCCAUUCCCGAGGAUUAUAUGCGUAUUGACAUCGUUUUUGAAGUGCAAUUCUCCACCAAUAGCCCACGUGAUCGGACUGAAGAUGCGGACAUGGCCCGAGUGGAUCAGGUAUCGAAGGUCUACGUGAAAUACAAAGGCCUACCUUAUGAGGAAACAGUCUGGGAUUCACCUCCGGAUAGAAGUCAAACCGAGCGAUGGAAUGAUUUUACAGCCGCUUACAAUGAUUGGGUGCGCCGUGACUACAUCCAUACCCCCGACAUGCAAUCUCUUAAGAAACACCUUGUCCACGUUCGAAAGCAAGACUUCAAAACUAGCGUCGUGAGAGAAACCCAACCGGAAAUCAUGACCGGAGGAGAGAUAAUGGAUUACCAGAAAGACGGAAUGAAUUGGUUGUAUUACAUGUGGUUUAAACAGCAGAAUGCCAUUCUUGCCGAUGAAAUGGGUCUCGGCAAAACCAUCCAGGUCAUUGCCUUAUUUGCCACGCUCAUACAGGAUCAUAAAUGCUGGCCCUUCUUGGUUGUCGUGCCUAAUUCUACUUGUCCCAACUGGCGGAAGGAGCUCAAGCAAUGGGUGCCCUCUAUUGGAGCAGUGACUUACUACGGAUCCGCAUAUUCGCGACAGCUUGCUCAGACUCAUGAAAUGUUCGGUAGCACUGGCAAGCGUGACCUCCGGUGCCAUGUCGUUAUAACGUCGUAUGAGACUAUGACCGAUGAUGCAUCUCGAAGAAUCCUCUCUAGAAUCCCCUGGGGUGGCUUGAUUGUAGACGAGGGUCAGCGAUUGAAGAACGACAAGAGUCAACUUUACGACGCUUUAUCGCGGAUCUCCUUUCCUUUCAAGAUCCUGCUGACUGGCACUCCUCUUCAAAACAACAUUCGAGAAUUGUUCAACCUCCUGCAAUUCCUCGAUCCCACCCAAAAUGCCGAAAAGCUGGAAGAAGAAUUUGGCGUUCUUUCGAAGGAGAACAUUCCUCAGCUACAUGAUAUGAUCCGACCAUUCUUCCUCCGGAGAACGAAAGCGCAGGUGCUCACCUUUCUUCCGCCAGUCGCCCAAAUUAUUGUCCCAGUCUCAAUGACGGUGGUUCAGAAGAAGUUGUACAAAUCCAUUCUUGCCAAGGAUCCAAAGUUGAUCAAAACGAUCUUUCAACGAGAGGAUGCAGGCGACCAGUCGCUCAAACAAACAGAGCGUCACAACCUGAACAACAUUCUCAUGCAGCUGCGGAAAUGCUUGUGUCACCCUUUCAUUUACAGCAAGGCGAUUGAAGAGCGCAGUGCUAAUGCGCAGGCGGCUCACCGACACCUGGUGGAUGCAGCCGGAAAGCUUCAGCUGUUGGAAUUGAUGUUACCCAAGCUUCAAAAGCGUGGCCAUAGAGUUCUGAUUUUCAGUCAGUUUCUCGACAAUCUGGACCUCGUGGAAGAUUUCCUAGACGGACUUGGGCUCUUGCAUCGUCGCCUCGAUGGUCGAAUGUCGUCCCUUGAGAAGCAAAAGGUUAUUGAUGAGUACAAUGCCGAGGGUUCGCCCUACUUUGCUUUCCUUUUGUCGACCAGAUCGGGAGGCGUGGGAAUCAACCUGGCCACGGCUGACACUGUAAUUAUUAUGGAUCCCGAUUUCAACCCUCACCAAGACAUGCAGGCACUGUCUCGUGCGCAUCGUAUUGGACAGAAGAACAAGGUGCUUGUCUUUCAGUUAAUGACUCGAGGAAGUGCCGAGGAGAAGAUCAUGCAGAUUGGCAAGAGCAAAAUGGUUCUGGAUCAUGUUCUCAUCGACCGGAUGGAUGCCGAGAACGACGAUGGCCGCGAUUUAGAGUCCAUUCUUCGGCACGGAGCCCAGGCACUGUUCGAAGAUGACAACUCGCGCGAUAUUCACUAUGAUUCGGAUUCGGUGGAUAAACUUCUUGAUCGCAGCCAAGCGGAGCAAGAGCGCCCUCGAUCGCCUAAUGAAGAAGGCAAGGCCGCCGAGUCACAUUUCAGUUUUGCUCGAGUUUGGGCAAAUGAAUCCAACGAACUCAGCGACCAGUUACAGAACAUUGACGAACCCCUGCCCAACGCAACUAUCUGGGAGAAAAUCCUUCAAGAGCGGGAACAAGCAGCCGCCGAAGAAGCUCGACGUAAAACCGAAACUCUUGGCCGUGGCAAGAGAAAACGAACCACCGUCGAUUACGGUAACGAAGUGAACGAGCCGACCGAACCUUCUCCCGUCAAGGUGCGGCGCGUUCGCGAUGCUGACAGCGACAAAGAAUUUGUUGCCGGAGACGACGCUGUAGAAUCGGAACCUGAUUCCGCCCCCGAGGUAGACUCGGACAGCUUGGACCGGAAGGUCAAGGUUUCUACAGUGAAACCCUUCAAACGCGUGUCUCCCACAGCCGUUGCACCCCCCGCAGUGCUACCAGCCCUGGAUGGCCAUAUGGACAACCGCCUUUUGUGCCUAGCCUGCAACCAAAUCCACCCGGUUGGUCACUGCCGUUUGAAAUUGGCCGGAGUCGAACACUGCGGGCUUUGUGGGCUGGCUCAUUUCGGAUAUGCGCGCACCUGUCCUCACAUUCGAUCCGAAAUUCAAGUGGGCCGGAUGCUGAAGGCUUUGAAACAGAGCACCGAAGACCCCGAGCUUGUCCGCAUGGCUAAGAAAUACUUGACUGGGGUGCGUGGUAAUCUGGUGCACGAGCAGAAGAAAAAGCUCGCCGCUUUGCAUGGUCUCAGCCAUCCUGGCACGCCUCGCACGCCCGGGACUCCGAACACUUCAGGUACCACCACUGCCAGCCCGGGCCCGGAUCCACGCGUAAUGGCGGCACAAGGACUACAACCCAUGGGGCAACCCCAGCAGCCUCCUCUUGGGGGAAAUCAGGGCAAUCGCCAAUUCUAG
Messenger RNA from Aspergillus melleus, 4644 nucleotides. RefSeq names its product putative chromatin remodeling complex subunit (Chd3). The coding region runs from base 1 to 4644 and encodes 1547 amino acids. The transcript is spliced from 3 exons. Gene Ontology annotation, cellular component: nucleus; chromatin. Lineage: Eukaryota; Fungi; Ascomycota; Eurotiomycetes; Eurotiales; Aspergillaceae. Gene Ontology annotation, biological process: chromatin remodeling; negative regulation of transcription by RNA polymerase II. The record is from RefSeq and is a predicted model, not a curated record. Gene Ontology annotation, molecular function: chromatin binding; histone binding; ATP hydrolysis activity.